AUGGAAUGCGCCGCAGACGCUCAGAGCUUGAUCUCCAUUUCCCUGAUGAAGAUCCACAACUCCAGGACGCAGAGAGGGGGGAUCAAGCUCCACAAAAACCUGCUGGUGUCCUACGUGCUGAGGAACGCGCGGCAGGUCUACAUCAAGGAGAAGUACGCCGAGAUCUACCGCAUGCAGCAGUACGAGGAGGUGAUGGCGGUCUGCAACGAGAUCCAGGAGCUCGACCCGCUGGACCUGGAGAAGGAGGACGCGGACGAGGAGGAGCGGGAGGCGCCGGACGCUCGCUGCGGCGAGGGGCCGGGCGCGUGCGGCGCGCCGUGCCAGCGCGCGCAGCCGGCGGCGCACAGCGUGUGCGCGCCCGCGGAGGAGGACGACGACGGGGGCAGAGACCCGGGCCCCCAGUACUACCGGAGCUGCUGCGUGGAGGCUUGUCCGGCGCCGCACUGCGAGCAGUUUCCGGUCAGCGCCGGCGCGCACUGCAACAAGACCACGGUGCUGGACCUGGACACUCACGUGGUCACCACGGUGGAGAACGGCUACCUCCACCAGGACUGCUGCUGCGGCGCAAUGCAGUGCGGCCAGAGCCUGCAGAGCCAGGUCCAGAACCAGGUCCAGGGCGCAGAGUCCCCGGCCAAAAAGCGCAAGGUGGAGUUCGGCUGUUGCGCACCCGACGCGGAGGAGGUGUCGGACUUUGCGGCGUUUCGCAAGAGAGCCAAGCGCGAGGACUGUUUCUACUCCACCAACCCAGACUACACGGACACUUCCAACAUCUCCAACCUGAUCUCCAUCUUCGGGUCGGGGUUCUCGGGGCUGCUCAGCAGACAGGCGGACCUGGAGCAGAUCUGUAGCAAACAAGCACUGGCCAGCCUCGGAGCAUGGACUCGCGCAAUAGUGGCAUUUUGA
This is a messenger RNA of Menidia menidia (Atlantic silverside), 903 nucleotides long. Lineage: Eukaryota; Metazoa; Chordata; Actinopteri; Atheriniformes; Atherinopsidae. The record is from the annotation of a GenBank genome assembly.